CUCACAAUAUGGCGUCUAAGGUGGACGAAGAUUCCGAAGAAGGAAGAAAAUCUGUUGAAGAACGGUUGGAUGGGAAUAGAGAAAAAUAUGAACAGUGCGCGGUGGAAGAAGUUAGAAAAGAAGAACAUUUAAAAAACAGGUCUAAAUUUUCUGCGAACGCGCAGGUAGUUGAAGAGUUGUUUGACAAUGUUUCUGGAGAAGAUUCUGAAAGUGAAACAUUUCAAGAUGCAGUUGAGGAUUUAAAUGAAAAAAUUAACUCUUGUAAAGCGAAGUCGAGUGAAGAUACGAAUGAAGAAGAGAAAGAGGGAAAAAACGAGGUAGCGGAGGAAGAAGAAAGGUUAACACCUGAAGAAAAGGAGGAAAGAAAAAUACAGGCACAGGAAUUUAAAGAAAAAGGCAAUGAUUAUUUUAAAAGAUCUGAAUAUCCUGAAGCUAGAGAACUGUACACCAGUGCAAUAAAGAUAUGUCCAAAUGAUUUUACAAAGGAAAAAUCCAUAUUUUAUGCAAACAGAGCAGCCUGUCUGGUUAAAAUGGAGCAACACAAAGAAGCAAUAGAGGACUGUACAAAAGCCUUAGACCUAAACUCGGAUUACCUCAAAGUUAGACUCAGGAGAGCUCAGUGCUUUGAACACGAGGACAGAUUAGAAGAGGCAUUAGAGGAUUACCAGAAAGUGUUUGAUAUGGAUCGUUCAUCUCAUGUGGCAAGAGAAGCACUAAUGAGACUUCCUGAACAAAUAAAAGUCAAGCAUGAAAAAAUGAAAGAGGAAAUGAUAGGGAAACUCAAAGAUUUAGGAAAUGUUUUUCUACGGCCUUUUGGCCUGUCUACGGACAAUUUCAAGGUUCAACAGGAUCCUAAUUCUGGAGGCUACUCGGUUAAUUUUCAAAAAUAAUUUAGAAGGCUUGAAUAAAGUUCAAGUAGACUGUCUAGAGAUUCUUCAAGCACAUCUACAAAUAGAU
This is a messenger RNA of Pocillopora verrucosa, 957 nucleotides long. Its product is annotated as tetratricopeptide repeat protein 1. Lineage: Eukaryota; Metazoa; Cnidaria; Anthozoa; Scleractinia; Pocilloporidae. Gene Ontology annotation, molecular function: protein binding. The record is from RefSeq and is a predicted model, not a curated record.